Molecule: messenger RNA, 225 nt
Organism: Apus apus (common swift)
Lineage: Eukaryota; Metazoa; Chordata; Aves; Apodiformes; Apodidae
Gene: APLN
Product: apelin
Exons: 2
Coding region: 1-225 (74 amino acids)
Biological process (GO): signal transduction
Molecular function (GO): hormone activity; apelin receptor binding
Source: RefSeq, a predicted model, not a curated record
AUGGCCGCGCCGCGCUGGCUCCUGGCGCUGCUGCUGCUGCUGCUCCUCCUCGCCCUGGCUGCCGCGGGGCCGCUGUCGCCGGACGGGCAGGGAGCGGAGGACGGGCUGGUGCGAGCCCUGGUGCGGCCGCGGGGCGCCCGGCGCGGGGCCGCGCAGCGGGGCGGCUGGCGCAGGUACCGGCGGCCCCGGCCCCGGCUCUCCCACAAGGGCCCCAUGCCCUUCUGA